Daldinia loculata is the source of this 1387-nucleotide messenger RNA. RefSeq names its product nucleophile aminohydrolase. Bases 232 to 843 code for a protein of 203 amino acids. Gene Ontology annotation, biological process: proteasomal protein catabolic process. Gene Ontology annotation, molecular function: peptidase activity. Gene Ontology annotation, cellular component: proteasome core complex, beta-subunit complex; proteasome core complex; cytosol. The record is from RefSeq and is a predicted model, not a curated record. NCBI's taxonomy places the organism in Eukaryota, Fungi, Ascomycota, Sordariomycetes, Xylariales, Hypoxylaceae. The transcript is spliced from 3 exons.
GGCGCGGCUGAGGAACUGUGGCUAGUGUUGUCCGACGUCCGACCUCCACUAGGUACCUGAUGAUGUUCCUGUCUGAAGCUCUAGAUUUGGCAGCCAGCUGCUAGGCUGUAGCUACCUUGCGCGUCUACAUAGUACACAUUUGCCUACAGCGCCAGCGAUUUGGGAACAAGAGCUUCUUCAACACCUACAACCCACAUUUGAGUCCAUCACCACCCGAGCAAAUAUCCCAAAAUGGAGGUAUUGUUAGGAAUCACCGGCAAGGACUUUACCUUAAUCGCAGCUUCUAAAGCUGCGAUGCGGGGAGCAACCAUCCUCAAAGCCUCUGAUGACAAGACGAGAUCGCUCAACAAGCAUACACUAGUUGCAUUCUCCGGCGAGGCUGGCGAUACAAUCCAAUUCUCUGAGUAUAUCCAGGCAAACGCGCAGCUCUAUUCGAUGCGAAACGAGACAGAUUUAUCACCUACGGCGCUGGCACACUAUGUCCGCGGUGAGCUCGCGUCAAGCUUAAGAUCUAGGAAGCCGUACAACGUCAACCUGCUACUAGGAGGUGUCGACCCCAUCACCCACAAGCCCAGCCUAUUCUGGCUGGAUUACCUUGCGGCUCUCGCAUCUGUUCCCUAUGCUGCCCACGGCUACGCACAAUAUUACUGCCUCUCGAUCCUAGACAAGCACCACCACCCGGACAUGACACUUGUGCAAGGACUUAAGGUGCUCGAGAUGUGUACAGACGAACUGAAGCGACGUUUACCUAUUGAUUUCAAGGGUAUGACGGUCAAGGCGGUUACGAAAGACGGCAUUCGGGAGAUUGAGUUCAACGACGAUAAGAUUGUUAAGUGCGCAUAAAGGAAUAUCAUUUUCUGGCUGGCGACCCCACGUGUAACAUUAGGAUUCUAGGUUGGGCGAGAAAUCGCACAAUAGCCUAGUAGUCAAGUCACAGGCUGGCCUAUCAAAUCUAUCAGGUCGGUCAGAGCUGCGACCAUCCAACAUCUUUUCGGUUACUACGUAUAUGGUGAGGGGUUCAAGUUAUUCGUCACCACAGAAAGCCCUUAAGAAAUAAAUGCUAGCUAGCUGAAGGGGUAUGAUAAAGGGUAGCUUAGUAACAUGGAUAAGAUAUGCGACGCUAUGAUAAAAUCGUGAAUGGAAUGACAGGUCCUAUUCGAUAGCCUCGCACCCAAUAAUGACAAAACUUUAUAAUUAAGAUAUACGUUGGUCUUCUAUGUAUCGACAGGGUCGUCAUUCGAAUCUGGGUUGAGUAUAAAAUAUACGUGCAUAGAGGCAUAGAAGCUCAACCCAACCGCGGAUCGUAACUCUAGAGGUUCCCCCCAGUAGUCGCAUUCGGCAAUUAGGGACUCCUGGCUGAACUGUCAUUUAUAUUUAACUACCUAAA